GAAAAUAAAAAAAUAUUUAAAAAAUGGGUUUUUGGAUAAAUGUUUUGAUGGUAAUAAGUGGAUCAAUUUUAUUAUAUUUUAUAAAAUAAUAUUUUAACGGAGGAGUAUGUACAAUCCGAAAAGAAAUAUCAAACAAAGUAGUAAUUAUAACAGGAGCAUCUUCUGGAAUAGGGUUAGAGACAGCCCGAUAUUUAGCAGCAAUGGGCGCGACAAUAAUAUUUGCAUGUAGAAACAGAGAUAAGACAUUAUAUUUAAUAGAUGAAAUAAAAAAAGAGACAAAUAAUGAAAAAUUGGAAUAUAUUCCUUUAGAUUUAACUAGUAUAGAAUAAAUAAAUUAUUUUUGUUUGCUAUUUAAAAAGCGUUUUAAUUAAUUAGAUAUAUUAAUAAAUAAUGCAGGAAUAAUGUGUAGUAAAUAUAUGUAAAGUUAAGAUGGAUUAGAAUUAACUUAUUCUGUUAAUUUUUUGGGACAUUUUACUUUGACUUAUUAAUUAUUAGAUUUAAUUAGGAAAAAUUCACGUUGUAGAAUUAUUAAUGUAUCAUCUGUUGCGCAUUCAAAAUGUGAUGAAUUAGAUAUUUCAAGAAUUAAUGAUAUUGAUUAUUUUGAUUCAUUUUAGGCAUAUUGGAGAUCUAAACUUGCCAUUAUUUUAUUUACGAAAGAGCUAUAAAGAAAACUUGAAGGAUUAGGGCCUAAAUGUGUUUGUGUUCAUCCUGGACUUAGCCGAACUGAUUUAGUUGAUGAAUUAUUAAGCGAAAAACUAUGGCUUAAAAUUGUUAUGUAUUUGCUUUAUCCUUUAUAUUGGCUUGUUACUAAAGAUUCUUGGCAGGGAGCUUAAACUGCUAUCUAUUGUGCUUUGGAAAAACAUGAUAAGUUAAUGUCAGGAGGAUAUUAUGUUGAUUGCGAAUUGUCUAAAUCUUCUUAAUUAUCAGAAAAUAAAUUAUUGGCAUAAGAAUUGUGGGAUGAUAGUGCUGUGGUUUUAGGGUAUAUAUGAUAUGUUUUAUUUUAUCGUAUAUUUAUGUAUUUUUUUCUGUUUAAUUUUUUCUUGUUUAAUGUUUUAUAUAAAUAAUUAAACAUUGUUAAGGAAUAAAUAU
Messenger RNA from Ichthyophthirius multifiliis, 1089 nucleotides. RefSeq names its product short chain dehydrogenase reductase family protein, putative. Lineage: Eukaryota; Ciliophora; Oligohymenophorea; Hymenostomatida. The transcript has 3 exons. The record is from RefSeq and is a predicted model, not a curated record.